This is a messenger RNA of Synchiropus splendidus (mandarinfish), 2150 nucleotides long. Its product is annotated as mothers against decapentaplegic homolog 6-like. The record is from RefSeq and is a predicted model, not a curated record. Gene Ontology annotation, biological process: regulation of transcription by RNA polymerase II; BMP signaling pathway; anatomical structure morphogenesis. Gene Ontology annotation, cellular component: heteromeric SMAD protein complex. The coding region runs from base 474 to 1865 and encodes 463 amino acids. Gene Ontology annotation, molecular function: transcription regulator inhibitor activity; I-SMAD binding. The transcript has 4 exons. Lineage: Eukaryota; Metazoa; Chordata; Actinopteri; Syngnathiformes; Callionymidae.
CGAGGUGAUUCCAGCUCACUUUUAACUUCAACUUCUCUGACCAGACUCCGUCCUGCCGUCAUCUGGAUUAUCAUCUGCAGAACUGAGCGACACCAACUUUUCCUGGCUUUUGGAUCGGAACCUGUUUUUUUUCUUCUUUUUUUUUAUUCGGAAUGAUUGAGCCGCACAUGUUAUAGAGGGGUCUGUUGUGGACAUGGUCUGGAUCUUUUGUGCUGUAACUCCACGGCAUCGUGGAGUUGGAAGGAUGGCUGAGAGAUGCGGCUUGGUUCCGAGUGAUCUGACCUUCUCUCGGGCUGUUUAACGGAACACGUGUGGUUAUGUGCACCUAAUGCGUUUGGAGACCCAAAACGGCUGCGCAUGCUGUGCGCACCGAGCCGGACCUCCAAGUCCUUCAGGACGAGUCUAGUUCCAUGUUGCACCCAAGACCCGGACGGGACCGACACGACGCAUCCAAAACCGACUAGGUUUGUCGUAUGUUCAAGUCCAAACGCGCGGGUCUGGUACGGCGACUCUGGAGAAACCGUCUGGUCACUGAAGGCGACGGACGGGAUGGAAGCGGACGAGGUGAGGGGGGUCGCUCCGGUCAAUGUGGCAGGAAGAUCCGCAGGAGCGAGCAGGUGACCCGCGCUGAUCCCGGACUCGGAGAGGCGGGAGGUCUGGGGGACGCUGAGGACGAGGAGCAAGCGGACGAUGACCGAGGCCUCCGCAACAGUCCGGGACGCCACCAGGAGGAGGACAGCAGGACGGUGACGUGUUGCUUGUUCGGGGAAUGGGAUCGAAGACCUCGAAGUCCAAACCGGGGUCGGUGUCAUGGUCAGGAAGAAGAAAUGGCCGGCGCCACUUGCGCCUUUUUAAGAAAGCUCAAGGAGAAAAGUCUGGAAGUUCUGGUGAAGACGGUGGAGACCAAAGGAGCGGAGCCGAGUGAGUGCGUCAUGGUGCCAAACACUCCGCUGCGGCUCGGAGCGCAGCAAGUUUCUCCUCAGUAUCUUCUCUGUAGGACGUUCCGAUGGAGCGACCUGCAGUUUUCAUCACCACUCAAAACCCUGAGUCCCUGUCAGAACCUGAGUGGAGGAGACCAAGUUAAUGUCUGCUGCAACCCGUACCACUACAGCCGCUUAUGUGGGCCAGAGUCACCUCCUCCUCCAUAUUCCUGUUCAGAUGAACACAAGCCACUAGACUCUGCUUUGUUUUACACUGAAACUGUGCCUCCCGCCUUCCGCACGUCUCAGACUACGCCAAGAGACUACGCAGACACUGGUACCUCCCUCGGCUCCUCCACCUCCAGCGGCCUUCACUCUCACUGGUGCAGCGUUGCCUACUGGGAGCAUCGCACGCGUGUGGGUCGCCUCUAUCCGGCCUACGAUCCCUCCCUCAGCAUUUUCUACGACCUACCUCAGGGCACUGGCCUCUGCCUCGGCCAGCUCCAGGCCAACGCCUACCACAAUCGCCGCGCGGACCCGGGCAGCCACCACUCAUCAGGAAGCAAAAGAAGCAGCAGCAGCAGCGUCCAACAGAUCCGUUGUAAAAUCGGCUUUGGCAUCGUGCUGAGUCAGGAGACAGACGGCGUUUGGGUUUACAACCGCAGUCAGCAUCCGAUUUUUGUCCACUCACCCACUCUGGACCUGCUGAGCGCCUGCGGCUUCAGUGUGAAGAGGGUGAUGCCGGGAUUCUCCCUCAAGAUGUUUGACUAUGAGUGCUCCAGCUGGAUGAGGGAGCACGGUGUGAAGCCGGAGAGCCAGGAGGGGCCCUGGGACCCCCACAGUAUUCGCAUCAGUUUUGCUAAAGGAUGGGGGCCCUGCUACUCCAGACAGUUCAUAACCUCCUGCCCCUGCUGGCUGGAGGUUCUGCUCAACAACCACAGAUAACCCACACCUGCAUCCCAGUUGUAAUCUACCUAGAUUUAAUAUAAAUUUAUAUAUUUUAUAAGAUAUAUUAUACUUGUAAAUACUUGAGUCAUUUUACAAUGCUACUAUUUAUAUUUAGGACUAAAUGUGGAUACGGACAUUAUAAAAAGGAACAAGAAGAAGCACUUUGGAUUCUUACAUCAGUUUCUCAGCGUCAUUUCUCAGAACUGAAAGCUGUUUUAUGUUUUCAUUGGUCCGACACUUACCAUGCCAUGAACGCAUUGUCAAUAAAGUCUUCGUGUUAAA